CAAUGUGCGUAUUUCACUACUCCCAGCCACAAGGAUACAAGGCGGGACUAUAGUGGAAGAUGAUGGCGCUGCCCAUGUUCCGCACUUGCAGAGCUGUGUGCCAUUUGAUUAAACGACCAGGAUGUUACUGGAGUUUGAGACUGUCGGCGGAGAAGAGAAAUCGUUUUGUUCCCCUCGAGUGGAGUCGACACUAUUGUUCUCAGGGCGACGAUAUUUCUAAAAACAAGCAAAAAGUGGUUGUGGUGGGCAUUCCUAAUCCUUUCAUUUGGUUCAGAACCCGCAUUUAUUACUUUUUGAUUCGAGCAUACUUUGAUCAGGAGUUUCGCAUUGACGAGUUCAGCGAUGGAGCCAAACAGGCUUUUGCUCACGUUUCGAAGUUGCUGUCUCAGUGUAAGUUUGAAGCUUUGGAUGGGCUCGUAGCAAAUGAUCUGCUGGAGAAGAUCAAAGAGAAAUGCAGACUUCUGCCUACAAAUCACCUGCAAGCUUUGGCUGCUGAUCUUUGUGACAUCAUGUACAGCACGCCAGGGGAUAUAGGCAUCUAUUAUGAUGAUAAUGGAAGAAAAUUUGUCAGCAUUCUUAUGCGCUUCUGGUACCUGACUAGUGCACACAUCCCAGAAGAAACGCCAGAAGGUUCUAAGGUGUUCCAAGUAAUGUUUAAAGACGAAGGGAGUAUUGAGACCAGGAAACUUAUCACAGCCAAUUAUGAGUUUCAAAGAGAAUUUACACAAGGAGUUGCUCCAGACUGGACUAUUACACGGAUUGAGCACUCCAGAUUAUUGGAUUAACCCUGGAACAAGAUAUGGAAGAUGUGAUCAUUAACUCCUGAUUUUUAGAAAACGUUUUUCUUUAAAUUUCUUCUAUUUUGUAUGGAGAAGCUAAUUUUGACUACUUGACAUCAGUACUUUAUUUGCCAAAAGUGAACCUUUCUUGGUUCUGUCCUUCACUGUUUUAUGGAUAUGCACAAAUGGAACAGUCAAGUUUUCAUAUAAAUGCACUUCUCAUGUUUUAUUCUGAAACUAUAAUGAUUCAACAAUGUUUUUCUUGCUGACAAUAUUUUGGAAUCUUUUUCAGGUAGUUUUUUAAAAUUUGUUUCCUUACUUCCUUUAAAACUUUUGAAGAAAAUAAUUGUUGCAUGCCAAUGUAAAAAAUAGUACUUGAAACAUUUAAUCUGAGAUUUUAAGUAUUACUGAAGUAUUGUAUUAUAAUGGGAGUGAAUCUUAGUGGAAAUUAGUAUUACUGAGGGCUUUCCAUGUUACAGGUUUACUAUUUAUAAAGCAAUAGUUGUCAAUUCAUUUUUUGUUGGUGGGGUUUUCCACUGCACUAACAAUAAAGUUGAAAUCAUAAUACGUUUGGGUGGAUGAGCCUCUUCAAUAAAAUGCUUUUAACCCAAAAACAAUUUUAAUAAAGCUUGUCCUUAAUGGUUCUCUUUAAAUUAACUUAAUUUUAAAAUGUUGAAUAAAAAUGUCUUUUUUAA
Messenger RNA from Polypterus senegalus (gray bichir), 1474 nucleotides. RefSeq names its product matrix AAA peptidase interacting protein 1 (gene maip1). Gene Ontology annotation, biological process: protein insertion into mitochondrial inner membrane from matrix; inner mitochondrial membrane organization. NCBI's taxonomy places the organism in Eukaryota, Metazoa, Chordata, Cladistia, Polypteriformes, Polypteridae. Gene Ontology annotation, molecular function: ribosome binding. Gene Ontology annotation, cellular component: mitochondrial inner membrane. The record is from RefSeq and is a predicted model, not a curated record. The transcript has 5 exons. The coding region runs from base 60 to 785 and encodes 241 amino acids.